Exophiala aquamarina CBS 119918 is the source of this 2103-nucleotide messenger RNA. RefSeq lists its product as uncharacterized. The coding region runs from base 1 to 2103 and encodes 700 amino acids. Lineage: Eukaryota; Fungi; Ascomycota; Eurotiomycetes; Chaetothyriales; Herpotrichiellaceae. The record is from RefSeq and is a predicted model, not a curated record. The transcript has a single exon. Gene Ontology annotation, molecular function: 2 iron, 2 sulfur cluster binding; oxidoreductase activity; pyridoxal phosphate binding.
AUGGAAGUCGCUGCAGUAUCAUGUGGAAUUCCCCAGUGGAUUGAUAUGAAUGGAGUACGAACUCGAACUUCGAUCAUCCACACUAUUUCAGACUGCAUUACCCUUGAAAGCGGAGGUGGUAUCAAUGGAAAUAAUACCGCGGUGCACGAUGCUCCAGUCUAUGCGUUCUUCACACAUCACUACGAGUAUUGGAGACAGAAACUUGGUGUGACCAAAGAGAUCUGGAAUUGGGGCCAUUGGGGGGAGAACAUUACGUUCAGAACCGAUCAAUACAUGGACGAAUACAAUUUCAACUUGGGCGAUGUAUGGAAAGUCGGCACCGAAGUCCUGCUUCAAGUUUGUGGUGCUCGUGUUCCGUGCUUUAAGCUGGCGUGGAGAUGUGGUCAAAAUGAUAAAUGGUUGAAAGAGUUGGCGGACACGGGCUUCUCUGGAGUAUAUCUGCGAAUAAUAAAAGGAGGGAGCAUUCAUCCGGGUGACCGAGCAGAGCUCAUCCGAAAAUUUAACAACACUGCAACCAUUGCUCAAAUCAGUCAGCUGGCUUUUGAUACUAGCCUCGAGACAAAGGAUACCCUGAACUUGCUUGUCAAAGAACCAGAUCUCUUGCCUAUGAAUAGGGGCGGUUUCUUACGCAGGCUUUCUAAGAUCCAUGACGACGAGCUCGUUGGCAAGAAUCACUGGACAGGUUGGAGAACAUUCAGGGUUGCGAAAAUUGUGCAACACUGCGAUGAUAUCAAAUCUUUCUAUCUCCGGCCUCUAGACAAGAAACCCUUGGGAGCUUAUCUACCGGGACAGUUUCUGACAGUUCGCUUACCGAACGGACUGCUAAGAAACUGGUCAGUAUCCGAUUGGCCGGACCACGACGACCCAGACCAUUAUCGUUUGUCCAUCAAAAAUGUUGGUGAGGCGUCAAGGUGGAUGCACACAAGAUGUACACUGCAAACAAACCUUUUCGUUCGAGUACCUGCUGGCAGCUUCAUUUUGGAUUGGUCCCCAAUGCUUCCCCUUCGACAAGUUUACCUUUCCGCAGGAAUUGGAAUUACGCCAAUCGUCUCCAUGUUAAAAGCCCACCUAAAGCAUUACACUAUGCGCAGAGCGCCUGCUAUCUGGGUGCAUGUGGCACGGGAUGAGUGCAGUUUUCCUUGGGAGUUCCUCGAAGAAGUACUCGAAUCAUAUGAUGAAGAGUUGCGGAAGAAGCAUAUUCUAGAUAUCUUUCUCGUCUACACCAAACCGCCAGGAUCAAAAGUUGAUCAAGUAACUGAAAUUCCCUUCAAGCAUGGGUCGGAAAGUCCGGAACGGCAAGCAGUGAAUGGAGAUGCAAUAAUGAAAAUGCUCCCGGCAAGUGACAUUUCUGCACCAGUUGAUAAAGCCGAAGCCAGGGCUAGCAUCGCUCCAUUUGAUCCAAUACCAAAUGGUAGCGACCUAACGGGAACUCCAAUAUCAAGCACUGCAUCAUCGACAGAAGGCGGCUCGGAGGAGAGUCCUGCGACUUCAUCGAGCGAUGACUCCUCAACCUCCAAGCAUAAUGAUUUCAAUAAAACAGGGUUUCAGGCUAAGGCAAUUCCACCAAAUGAAUAUCUAAGAACUAUUAACGGUCACCGGAUUGAUCGGGACUUUCUCUCCAACAUCCUCUCCUCACCCUACUAUUUUGACCCUUUACAAAUUACCCCGAUAGAAGUACCUGGGCCUUCGACUUCAACUGUUUACAUCUGUGGACCUUCUUCCUUCGAACAGGACAUGAAGACCCACCUCCUAGACAUUGGUGUUCCUGAUUCACUUCUACGCUCGGAGUCCUUCUCGGCAUCCGGAAACGUCGAAAAUACCAUAUCGAGCAUCAAAAAAUCAAGCGUCACAUUCAAGCGGUCUGGUAUCACCGCAGAUUGGAGUACCCCCGAGACAGAUGGUCGAUCCACUAAGCCCUUGACGCUCUUAGAAUUUGCAGAAAGCUUAGGUUUAGAGCCAGACUUUGGUUGCAGGGCAGGCCAGUGUGGUUCCUGCAGAGUUACCCUGGCGAAUGGGACAGUAACUGGCGGGCUACAGCCAGAUGGGAGCGUGCUAAUGUGCCAAGCAAGACCAGCCAGUGAGCUUUUAGCAUUGGAGUUAUAG